Molecule: messenger RNA, 3435 nt
Organism: Macadamia integrifolia
Lineage: Eukaryota; Viridiplantae; Streptophyta; Magnoliopsida; Proteales; Proteaceae
Product: NADH-ubiquinone oxidoreductase chain 2
Exons: 1
Coding region: 1135-1728 (197 amino acids)
Source: RefSeq, a predicted model, not a curated record
AAAAAGAUAUCUCGUUCAUCUAUCUCUUGUCUAUCUAUCCAUUGAUUCUAUCUAUGAAUCAAGUCAAAAGAGUUCGUUUUUGGGUUCCCCGAAGCCCCGAAUAGAUUGGAUCGUUUCUGCCAACGAAAUGAACGCGGAGCCCGUUCCGAAUGCUUCUCCGAUCCGGAAGUUAUCGCGAAGAGAAUCAAAUAAGAUGCCUCCCUCUGUCUUUUCCCGCUUUGCUAAUCUUCCCCUCUAACGCGGGCCGGGCGGCGGCGGGCGCGGAGGAAGAAACCUAAGAGAAGACGCUCUUAUCUUAGGUCCUUUUUUUCAGUGCAACACAGGAAAGCGCCCUCUUUUUGUCAUCCCUGCAGCUUUCCAGAGGCUUUUUUGGUAUUGAACGCAUGGCGUAGCUAGGACCCUUCAAAUCAUGUUUGAGCCUAUGUGAAAACCAAACCCACCCCAUAGCGAAAGAAUGCCCGCCAAGUUCAGAUAAGGGAAUGCUUCCCCCAACCACUAAAGGAAAGGCUCGACGAAGGGCCCUUGAUCCGGGAAAACGCUUUCGGAGAUCGAGAUUGGAUUUGUUUUUCAUCGAAAACGAAGAAGGCCGAGGAUGGCCUACGGUGCGUGUUAUCUGAAGGGAACACGCUUUUUCGACCGCGGUGGUAUGAUUGCCGGGCCCUCUCCUCGUUCCGCCCGCUGGCCUAUUGGGAUAGCAGCCUUCGGGCUUUGCCUGCCCCUUCUAAUAAAGAAUUCCGGCUCGGCCCGGGAAAGCGCUGGCAACAACAGAAAGGAAGGGGUCCAUGUAGCUGCUGCGCCCGCCCACUGAGCAGCAGGUUCGGCAUCUACUACAAAAGAGAGAAUCCACUUCAGAUAACCACGCCUCUGCUAGGCAGCGUGUGGAAUGGCCGAGAGCGGACCUUUUUGGAUAUAUAAUCCAAGUCGAGAGUGGAGUUACGGGAACAGCCGUCUGAUGGAAAACAACUUUCACGUUCGGUUCAGAGAGCACUUUUUUCGUUGAGAAUUCCUCGUUCCCUUUCGUGUGAAUUCCCCAGCGGCGAAUUAACAACUUGUGGGGCCCUAUCUAUUCCAUCUCUCGAGCCCCGAAGAAAACCCCCCUCCCCUUCGGACUCCAUAUCUCUUUUGACUCUAUAUAUGCGGGCACCUGAUAUCUAUGAGGGUUCACCCACCCCGGUUACAGCAUUCCUUUCUAUUGCGCCUAAAAUAUCUAUUUCUGCAAAUAUGUCACGUGUUUCUAUUUAUGGUUCCUAUGGAGCUACAUUGCAACAAAUCUUCUUUUUCUGCAGCAUUGCUUCUAUGAUCUUAGGAGCACUGGCCGCCAUGGCCCAAACGAAAGUCAAAAGACCUCUAGCUCAUAGUUCGAUUGGACAUGUAGGUUAUAUUCGUACUGGUUUCUCAUGUGGAACCCUAGAAGGAAUUCAAUCACUACUAAUUGGUAUCUUUAUUUAUGCAUCAAUGACGAUAGAUGCAUUCGCCAUAGUUCCAGCAUUACGGCAAACCCGUGUCAAAUAUAUAGCGGAUUUGGGCGCUCUAGCCAAAACGAAUCCUAUUUCGGCUAUUACCUUCUCCAUUACUAUGUUCUCAUACGCAGGAAUACCCCCGUUAGCCGGCUUUCGUAGCAAAUUCUAUUUGUUCUUCGCCGCUUUGGGUUGUGGGGCUUACUUCCUAGCCCCAGUGGGAGUAGUGACUAGCGUUAUAGGUCGUUGGGCGGCCGGAAGGUUGCCAUGAGUAAGUAAGUUUGGGGGACCGAAGGCUGUUUUCCGUGCACCGGACACGUAGCUUACCGAAUCAGUUGCGACACGGAUGGGAAUGCAUGCUACGAAAGAAAGGGUCGAGUCUGAUACAUCAACCGUCUACUCAAUAUCCUUGUACGAGUCCACAAUCACUACACGAGAUGAACCUUGGUUUGGUGAAUUGAAGUUGGCCUUAGGUGUAAUAGGACUCCCAGUUACUGCGCGCGAUCGUAUACUGAGGGGGGUUGAUAAACCCGGUUGUUGGAACGACGCGAGCCGGGCCGGGCCUCGAUUCAGAAAGAUGAAGGGACAGAGGUUACAAAUUCCCCAUCUCAUUGGGGGCGGAAAACGAAUCGACAUCUCGAUGUGAUACAGCCCUUUCUAUUUUAGUUGGGAAAGAACGGCGAAGUCCAUCCGAACCGUCCAAUGAAGAAUAAGAGGAGAGCAAAGCGCCAAUGGCGCGCGAAGCGCAUGCGGAACGGGCACGGAGAAAAAGAAGUGUGGAGGAGAAGCAGCCGAGCUCAUUCCCUUCGCUUCCUGGGCCCAAAGCAGUGCAGUGUUUCCUGGCCAAAUCAAGGAUUUGGGGCUUCUUGCUACGCUACAUAUAUUGCUAAAUCCAUUUUUAUAGUAAUCUAUAUGAAUAGAAAGAUAGAUCCAUCCAUCUAUCCGGAUAUCUAAAAAAGAAUCGAUUUCAUUCAACGUUUGUUUGAUUCAAAGAACUGCGCUUAGCCCCCCCGCUCAUGAAACGGCUCUGCUGCAAUGGAUGGCAGAGGGUCCGUAGUACCCGAAGCACUGGAGUGAUCCAGUAGCCGGGAAGGGGCCUAGAAGUGCCUACUACUACACCACACUACACUUGGCUCUACACAUUUACAGAGCUAACCCCUGUCCAGUGCCUGGCAGAGCUAAGGGGGGCUUCAAUCCUUACUCCUUAUCCCCAUCUCAGCCCAGGCUAACGGGGCCUUACUUAUUCUGGGGGGGGGAGUGGAGCCUCGAGAAGCACUGUUGAGAGGAAGAUCCUUGGCCCCUCUUCAUUCUCUACAGGGGUCUCUGCCCACAUGGAAGCGGGGCAGAGAUGGAAGAGAUCGAACACGGGAAUAAGAAGGAUUUCAUCUCCUUUUUGAUCAUUUUGAUAGAGGGGGAUGGAGAAAGUGGACAAAACAGACUCACAUUUCCCAACAAGCAACGGAUGAGCCCCUAUUUGAGUAAGGCUGAUCUACGACCAAAGAAGCAAGGGUGCUCUACGAUCAGCUCACAAACCUAUUACUAAGACGCGUUAGCAUGCUUUGACGCGUUAGCACGCCCGUUUAUAGUUGGGGCGUUAGCGCUUUUCUUGCUGCGUUAGCGCAACGGUGCUCUACGAUCAGCUCGACCACAGGCUGGUUGUAAAUCAGGUGGUCGUAGAGCAGCUCGACCACCGGGAGAGAGUGGUCGUAGAUCAGCUAGCUCAGCCGUUGCUUGGUUGCUGGGUUCCUUUUUCGUCUCGACAAAGAGGAAAAGAAGAAUAUUGAAAACGCUCCUAACCCAACCCCUUCCUUCGUAGAGCCGUGUAUUGUAAGUGAUCCGAACCUGCCCGGAGCGAGCCCCCCAUAGAGGCAAGUGAAGUUGGUGAGCCGUAUGAUGGGCAACUAUCUCCUGCGGUUCGGAGAGGACUCAGCUGUUAGUUAGUACCCCCUUGGUUUCGGGGUGGACCCUUUCACUCUAU